AUGGAAAACAUGCUGAUAGCCGAAGAGUUGACAUAUGACAAGGAACGGUGGAUGACAGAGCAUGAAAUGUUGGUAACACAAUUGACGAACGAGCAUAAGAAUGUCUACGAAUUUGUGAUGAAUGAUAUUGAUUCUAAUGGAUGUGAAUUGUACUUUGUGUAUGGUUACAGAGGAAUAGGCAAGACGUUUGUGUGGAGAACGUUAUCAUCAAAGAUAAGGAGCCGCGGUGACAUUGUUCUCAACGUUGCUUCGAGUGGAAUAUCUUUGCUCUUGCCGGGAGGCAAGGUGACGCAUUCCAGAUUUGCUAUACCACUCUCUUUGAAUGAAGAUUCCACGUGCAAUACAUCGCAAGGCAAUAACCUUGCUGAGCUUAUAAUAAGGAGCAAAUUGAUAAUAUGGGACGAAGCACCAAAAACCAUGAGGGAUCUAUCGAGGUUCGCCAUACCGGGUAGUGCUGAAAAGAUAUUUUGUGGAAAGACAGUAGUUUUGGGCGGCGAUUUUAGAAGGAUUCUUCCCGUUAUUCUGAAAGAAAUGAGACCAAUAGUUGUCGGAGCCACAAUUAAUUCUUCUUACCUCGGACAAAUUGUAAGGUAUUGA
Ipomoea nil (Japanese morning glory) is the source of this 597-nucleotide messenger RNA. RefSeq lists its product as uncharacterized. Bases 1 to 597 code for a protein of 198 amino acids. The transcript has a single exon. The record is from RefSeq and is a predicted model, not a curated record. Gene Ontology annotation, molecular function: DNA helicase activity. Lineage: Eukaryota; Viridiplantae; Streptophyta; Magnoliopsida; Solanales; Convolvulaceae. Gene Ontology annotation, biological process: telomere maintenance; DNA repair.